UGAUAAACUUAUUAAAUAGUUUGAGCUUAAUGGCAUCUGAUGUCGGAAAUCUGACAGAUGACCAACUCAGGGCUGAGCUGUUAUCUCUAAAUGUCACUGUUGGCCCCAUAAUAGCAACCACGCGUUCUUUGUAUGAAAAGAAGUUACUUCAGCUCCGAAGUACAACCGGUGUAAAAUCUAACCUUACAUGUGCUUCUUCUUUGUCUGACGAUGAACUGAAGCGAAGGCUGAGUCAUUUCGGAGUCACUGUUGGUCCGAUUAAUGAAGCUACGAGGAGUGUCUACCAGACUAAACUGAAGCAAUUGACUGCAAAUAAUCAACAUACGGCGUCAAACAUAUCCGCACCACAAAACCAGCCAGCUCAAGUGAAAUCAUCUCGCAGAUGCAAUUCCAGAUUGAAAACUAGCUCGGCACAGACUGACAGUUACAACACUUCAGAUGAAGAAGAUGAAUUUCAGCGGAGUCCAUGUAUGGAUUGGGAGCAGGCUCCAAUACCUCUGAAUCCUACUGGCGGGUUUUCAUUUCCAAUGCACGGAGCGAAGAGUACAUAGCUACGCAUAAGCAAUUUUAUAACCUGAAAGUUUUUAAAGGGUUCCUUAGGAAGAUAUAAAAGGUUCUAGAGGUUUCCUGAUCUCAUUGGUGCUUCGUUUCUAAAAUCACCAUAAAGUCUUUUAUUUUGAAAUAAUGUUAAAUUUCUCGAGCUUUAUGUGGAGUUUAAAUAAAUAUAGUUUAUUUUCAAAUUGAUUAAGUUUGAUAGUAAAGUUUAUUCGAAAACCGAAUCUAAAAUCUCAUUUUUUGUCACUGUGGAUUGAUAUGAAUGUCUGCCACUUCAGAUGUGAGUUCACGUUUUCAAAAGCUCUAUAUCUGUCU
Molecule: messenger RNA, 870 nt
Organism: Symsagittifera roscoffensis
Lineage: Eukaryota; Metazoa; Xenacoelomorpha; Acoela; Convolutidae
Exons: 5
Coding region: 30-551 (173 amino acids)
Source: RefSeq, a predicted model, not a curated record